Molecule: messenger RNA, 1836 nt
Organism: Dufourea novaeangliae
Lineage: Eukaryota; Metazoa; Arthropoda; Insecta; Hymenoptera; Halictidae
Exons: 6
Coding region: 1-1836 (611 amino acids)
Biological process (GO): selenium compound metabolic process
Cellular component (GO): extracellular region
Molecular function (GO): selenium binding
Source: RefSeq, a predicted model, not a curated record
AUGUCGAUAUUAACUGCCGCGCUGGUGAUCGCGCUGGUCUUUGGCUGCUUCGCUGAAGAAGAGGAGCCUCGGUGGGCCUUCCAGGUGCCACGUUAUUUACGUACAAGAAGGGAACCCCAUCAAUAUCCAGGAUUCGUCCACCAAUGCUACGACACGGGUCCGUUGAUAGGAGAAUCGGGACACGUGAAUGUGGUCGCGUUUUUAGACCCUUCAUGGUACUACAGCUUUAGACAGGCAAUCAUGUUGGACUUAUUGAAGAAACGAUUAGAAAGAUCCGGCUUCACGGACAUUGUCUUCUUCAUCGUGAUACCGUCUUCGAACUUACCGGAGAACACCAUGGAGAACAAUGUGGAGAUAAAAACGUGGAAAAGGAUAUCUAUGAAUAUGGUGGAACCGGAGUACAUUUUGGGCACGGACGAAACACAAUUUAACGAUCUCGCGAGAAACAGCAAGAAGGACAUUCUUUGUGUUCAGGACACACCUGAUUUGGGUAUCUGGGAACGCUUUCGCGCCUCGAAGGAUGAAGUGGUGGUUGUCGAUCGCUGUGGGAGAUUAACAUAUCAAGUAAUAAUACCAUGGAGUAUAUUAUAUUUCCCUUAUGUUAAAGCAGCGAUCCUUUCUACGUACAAAGAGAAUCCAUGUGGUCCGUGCGAUGUAAUGACUUUUUUGUGCAAUGAACAGAAACAACCGGUGCCAGAGUAUAGUUCAAUGGUGUAUAACGAAUAUCUUCCUGGAAACAUUAAUGUGGAUAUAAAAGGAACAGAAAAAACAUUUGAUUCCUAUACGGAAGGAACUCCUCACAACUUCGAAUCGGAGAGUGUCACAGUGCUUUCAGAAAAAUCGAAGGAGAAUGAUAAAUACACUACCACUGUUGCUCCGAUUGAUGUAAAUUUAAGUACAAAUGAAACCACUACUUCUGAUGUGACGAUAACUGAUACACCACUCAUUACAGCAGAUCACAUAUAUGAUACUACACCAGUGGAAGAUAUAAGACAGGAUAAUAAUAUGACAGAUAAUGCUACUUUUACCGACGAUAAAAUUGAAACAACAACAGAGAUCUCAUUAGAACACGGUCAAACUGUAACUUUGUCGACAAUCUCGGAGGUCAGUUACAAGGCAACUGAAGAGUACAAUGAAACACAAGACAUUGACCCUUUCAAAGCACAAAUGAACACAAGUAAUACCAACACGUUACUCACGAUUGUUGACACAGAUACUGAUUUAAAAGAAAAUCAUAAAAAGCAUGAAGAUGUAGAAGAUGAAAUUCAUGAGACAAAAACUACGGGUAUUGGGAGCGCAGGAACGAAAGUUACGAAAAACGAGAAAUUACCUUUACGUAUAAUACUAUACGCGCCACACAUACAUAAAGAAAAUGAGACAUUGAAACAAUACACGCAUUUAAUUCUUCAGGCUGGAAACCCUGGUUACCAUGAUCACUUUAAUUAUAUGAGUGCAGUCGACGAACAGAAGCCAAUGAUUUCAGAAAAUUCAGAUCCGACAACGGUAGGAAAUAAAAUGUCAGAGGGAUUCAUAAGUGGCAUAAAUGAGAGUCCAGGAGUAUACGGUGAAAUAGCAGAUUAUUGGAGAACUGAAGACGAUGAAUUCAAUAAUCAAAACGAAAAUAUAGCAUAUUUUGAACCCGAUGAUGUUACGAUUGACGACGUAGAGAGUAAAAUUGAUAAUAAUGAAAGUCACACACUGGCGCAGUCCGUCGAUGUCAAUGCAGACGCAGACAUAAAAAUUAACGUCAGUUCGGAAGAUUCGGAUGAAUUUGUACAGCGUCGACUAAUUGAACAUUAUAGAAAACUGCUAUCGUGGAUUUAUUACAGUCUAUAA